AUGAAAACCAUAGCCAACCAAGCAAUAGAAUUUGGUGGAUCCGAACAGUGGAAAAAUAGAUUAUGGAAAGGAGAUGAACAUAUUAAAUUUUUAGAACGAUCUGACGGCAAUCCAUUGGAUGGUGGUAAGGUAGUUUUUCGGUGGCCUAAGCUUUCAAACCAAAAUUUAGAUUUAGGAUCCUCUAGACGGUUUUUGGUAAAUCCCAAUGGUGAAAAUCAAGCUGAUUUCUGGUUAUCAGAUGAAAUGCUGGUGGCUUUGAUGCCGGUUGUUGUAUAUUGGGUUUAUGCAGGGAUGUACACGGCUUUAGGGUCGUGGGGUGACAAUUAUAGAUUGCACUCCAAGAAAGACGAGGAUGAGAUGAAUUUGGUGUCCAAAGUGACCGUCGUCAAAGGUGUCCUUUUGCAACAAUUCCUCCAAGUCCUCGCGGUCCUCCUUUUGUUUCUCGUGACGGAAGGAAACGGUGAUGGGUUUUCUGCAGAGCAACCAUCUUCCUGGAUUGAUAUAGCUAGACAAGUUAUAAUAGCAAUGCUGGUUAUGGACACUUACCACUAUUUUUUUCACAGAUUCGUAUUACACAACAAAUUCUUAUACAGGUACAUCCAUUCUCAUCAUCACCGGCUCGUUGUUCCCUAUCCAUUUGGUGCUAUCUAUAGUCAUCCGCUAGAAGCGUUUCUUGCUGACACAAUAUCUGGCUCCUUAUCCUUGGUCUUCUCCGGCAUGUCUGCUCGAACUUCAAUCUUUUUCUUCUCUUUUGCCGCCAUAAAAAACGUGGAUGACCAUUGCGGAUUAUUGCUUCCUGGAAACCCCUUUCAUAUAUUUUUUAGAAACAAUACUGUCUACCAUGAUCUUCACCAUCAGCUACAUGGAACCAAAUACAACUUCUCGCAACCAUUUUUCGUCAUGUGGGAUAAAAUUUUGGGAACCCAUAUGCCUUAUUCACUUGAGAAGAGAGCAGAAGGGGGUUUCGAAGUACGUCUUACUAAAGACUACAAGGAGGAUUAGUUAAUUUCUACUGCUAUUAUUUAGCUGAUCCAUGCCAUGCAUUGUGUGCACUCUGUGUUUUUACAUGCUUCGUAUAUAUAAUGAGAAUAA
This is a messenger RNA of Durio zibethinus, 1092 nucleotides long. RefSeq names its product sphinganine C4-monooxygenase 2-like. Gene Ontology annotation, molecular function: iron ion binding; oxidoreductase activity. The record is from RefSeq and is a predicted model, not a curated record. Gene Ontology annotation, biological process: lipid biosynthetic process. Lineage: Eukaryota; Viridiplantae; Streptophyta; Magnoliopsida; Malvales; Malvaceae.